This is a messenger RNA of Choloepus didactylus (southern two-toed sloth), 6970 nucleotides long. It is a transcript of the gene GAB1, whose product is annotated as GRB2 associated binding protein 1. The record is from RefSeq and is a predicted model, not a curated record. Lineage: Eukaryota; Metazoa; Chordata; Mammalia; Pilosa; Megalonychidae. The coding region runs from base 589 to 2763 and encodes 724 amino acids. The transcript has 11 exons.
CUCCCCCGAGGAGGGGGAAGGAGGGGAUCCCGCUGGGCGCACCGAAACCGAGAGAGGGCGACUGGAGAAGGCGCCGCGCGGGGGCAUUGUGUGUGUAUGUUUGCGUAUGUGUCUGUUUCGGAAAGCGCUCUGGGGAGGUUCGUCUGUAGGGGCGGAGCUCAAGGGACCGAGGCUCCGGCUCCCGGUCAGGGCAGAGUCCCGCGAAGACGCCGGCCCGGCUGAGCCGGAACGCUGUUGAGGCAGCCGGCGGGACGGCGCGCCUGGCGGCGAGGCGGACACACUGAAGGGAGGCUGGGGCCGAGCGCCUGAAAGGGUCCAAACCCUGCGGCCCCUGCCUGGAGCUGUCGAUAGAGGCGGUGCAGCCAGUUUCUGCUCACGUACGUGGACCUGAGUUGGGAAGGCUCGGACGCGGGAAGCCGGCAAGAGAGAACCCAGCGCGCUCCGCUUCGCCAGCCCGCUCGGUCCUCUAGGGGAGUGCAGCCAGGAGAGCGAAGUCUUCGCAGCUGCGCGCCCGCAGGCGUCGGCUGUGUCGGGAGCGCGCCCGACCGCCCCUCUGCUGCCCCGCCAGGUCCCGGAGAGGCUCGCACCAUGAGCGGCGGCGAAGUGGUCUGCUCGGGAUGGCUCCGCAAAUCCCCCCCGGAGAAAAAGUUGAAGCGUUAUGCAUGGAAGAGGAGAUGGUUUGUGUUACGCAGUGGCCGUUUAACUGGAGAUCCAGAUGUCUUGGAAUAUUACAAAAAUGAUCAUGCCAAGAAGCCUAUUCGUAUUAUUGAUUUAAAUUUAUGUCAGCAAGUUGAUGCUGGAUUGACAUUUAACAAAAAAGAGUUUGAAAACAGUUACAUUUUUGAUAUCAACACUAUUGACCGGAUUUUCUACUUGGUAGCAGACAGUGAAGAGGAGAUGAAUAAGUGGGUUCGUUGUAUUUGUGACAUCUGUGGGUUUAAUCCUACAGAAGAAGAUGCUGUGAAGCCACCUGGCAACUCCUUACAAGCACCAGCUGAUUUACCUUUAGCUAUAAACACAGCCCCACUGUCCACCCAGGUGGAUUCUUCCUCGGCUACUCUACCUCCUCCAUAUCAGCUAAUUAACCUUCCACCACACCUGGAAACUCUUGGCAUCCAGGAGGAUCCUCAAGACUACCUCUUGCUAAUCAACUGUCAAAGCAAGAAGCCUGAACCCACAAGAACACAUGCUGAUCCUGCAAAAUCCACCUCCUCUGAAACAGACUGCAAUGAUAACGUCCCUUCUCAUAAAAAUCCUGCUUCCUCGCUGAACAAACAAGGAGUGAAUGGCUUUUUUCAGCAGCAAAUGAUGUAUGACUCUCCACUAUCACGUGCUGCAUCUAUUUCUGUAGACUCCAGCCUUUAUAACCUGCCCAGGAGUUAUUCCCACGAUGUUUUACCAAAGGUAUCUCCAUCAAGUACCGAAGCAGAUGGAGAACUCUAUGUUUUUAAUACCCCAUCAGGGACAUCAAGUGUAGAGACUCAAAUGAGGCAUGUGUCUAUUAGUUAUGACAUUCCUCCAAUACCUGGUAAUACUUACCAGAUUCCACGAACAUUUCCAGAAGGAACCUUGGGACAGACGUCAAAGCUAGAGACUAUUCCAGAUAUUCCUCCACCUCGGCCGCCGAAACCACAUCCAGCUCAUGACAGAUCUCCUGUGGAAACAUGUAGUAUCACACGCACGGCUUCAGACACUGACAGUAGUUACUGUAUCCCUACAGCAGGAAUGCCUCCAUCACGUAGUAAUACCAUUUCCACUGUGGAUUUGAACAAAUUACGAAAAGAUGCUAGUUCUCAAGACUGCUAUGAUAUUCCACGAACGUUUCCAAGUGAUAGAUCUAGCUCACUUGAAGGCUUCCAUAACCACUUUAAAAUCAAAAAUGUGUUGACAGUGGGAAGUAUAUCAAGUGAGGAACUGGAUGAAAAUUAUGUCCCAAUGAAUCCCAACUCUCCACCACGACAACAUUCCAGCAGUUUUACAGAACCAAUUCAGGAAGCAAAUUAUGUGCCAAUGACACCAGGGACAUUUGAUUUUUCUUCAUUUGGGAUGCAAGUUCCCCCUCCUGCUCAUAUGGGCUUCAGGUCCAGCCCAAAGACCCCUCCCCGACGGCCAGUUCCUGUUGCAGACUGUGAACCACCCCCCGUGGAUAGGAACCUCAAGCCAGACAGAAAAGGUCAAAGUCCUAAAAUUUUAAGACCCAAACCCCAUGGUUUAGAGCGAACUGAUUCACAAACCAUAGGUGACUUUGCUACAAGAAGAAAGGCCAAGCCAGCACCUUUAGAAAUAAAACCUUUGCCAGAAUGGGAAGAAUUGCAAGCCCCAGUUAGAUCUCCAAUCACUAGGAGUUUUGCACGAGACUGCUCUAGGUUUCCCAUGUCCCCCAGACCGGAUUCAGUGCACAGCACAACUUCAAGCAGUGACUCACAUGACAGUGAAGAGAAUUAUGUUCCCAUGAACCCAAACUUGACCAGUGAAGACACAAAUCUUUUUGGUAGUAAUAGUCUUGAUGGAGGAAGCAGCCCUAUGAUAAAGCCCAAAAGAGACAAACAAGUGGAAUACCUAGAUUUAGAUUUAGAUUCCGGGAAAUCCACACCACCACGAAAGCAAAAGAGCAGUGGCUCCGGCAGCAGUGUAGCGGAUGAGAGAGUGGAUUAUGUUGUGGUUGACCAGCAGAAAACCCUGGCACUAAAGAGCACCCGGGAAGCCUGGACUGAUGGGAGACAGUCCACCGAAUCUGAAACACCAACCAAGAGCGUGAAAUGAAAAUAUUUCUUGGCCAUUUCUGAACACAAGAGAACAGAAUUGUAAAAAAUCCUGAAAACAGAACCACAUCCAUAGCAGUGUUUGAGUGAAGAUGAUUUGACACUUCUACUCUAAGCAGAUCCUCCAGUGAAUGGAGUUGAAGUCAAAGGACCUUGCAGAUAUAAUCGAGCAACUGAGACCCUAAAUGGUGCUAUGUGGUAUCUGAACAAUUCAUAACAUGUAAAUAAUGUACAAAAAUAGCAUUGUUUAGCUCCCAGAGAAACAUUUGUUCCACAGUUAACACACUUGUAGUAUUAUUACAGUAUUUAUGCACUUUUUCAUUUAAAACAUUGGUUUGGGUAUUCCCAAUGUACCUUAACGUAAUUCCUUUGGGAGUACUUGCUUCUCCUCACACUACUCUCUAUAACAAUACUAAGUUAAUGAAGCUACUUUUAGAUUUGGAAAUUGCUGUUUGAACUACACUUUAACAAUAUUAAAUGAGAAGUAGAUUCACAGUUUAACUUUCUAACUGAAACUUUGGGUAGCUGAAAAUACAAAGUGUAGUUGGACUCAUCACUCAUUGCUGAGGAUAAUGUACAUACUAGUUUCAAGAACUAGCUCUCUGGUUCAUGUACGUUUAGUUUUUAGUGGUGGAAUUCUAUUAUAUUUUGUUAAUUAUGAUGUUUUUGGUUCAUUGGGUGAAGAUUCUGCCGGGUGGGAUCUUGCACUCUUUAAAGACUGAAUAGUUAAACUAUCCAGUAAGCCUAUAAAUCACUGCUAGCAUGCAGUGAUGAUGUGCUUUUACACUUGUUAACAUGUAUUAAACUUUAUAUUAUUUACAAAAAGUAGAUUAUGUAACUAGUCAGGUACGUACCAGGCACUGAAUGUGCUAAUACACUGAUCAGGUUUAGACAAUGAGCUUUAGUUGUGUUCUUGUUAGUCCUAAUAUUGGUUUCCAAUUUGGAGUUAAUGGAACAGUUGAUGUUCACUGUUAGUUAUAGCAACAUACUGUGAUUUUUAAUUAGGCAGUAAUUCAGAUUUAUUACUCUGAGAAUGAAAAUUCUCUUUUGACACCAUAGUGCCCUUUUUAUGAUUUUUUUUUUUUACUUAAUGUUCUUCUUGGCCUUAUAUUUAGAUCCCUAUGCAAUUAAUACUUUAUAUCUUCAUUAAAAAAAAUAGAUGUUAUAUAAGUGAUUCUUGUAUGUAGCACCUGUUGCUUUUCCAACAAAAGAAUUAAGAAUUUUGUACUGUGAUUUAUAGUCACUGCCCCAAUUCAAGAAAUAUUGGAGCCUUGCUAUAAUGUGAAAUCUUAUAGUCAUGGACCCCUUCCAAUCAUAUUUCUGAAGUCACCAGAAGAAUCUUACAAUUCGUCUUAUCUAUAACAUGGUCCUGUGAUGUGUGGAUAGCAAAACCAUAAAUGAGAGUGAUGCUUCAACUUUGUUCAUCUGUUUUGACUUUGCAGUGUGAUUUUGAAGGCAGGUGUGGUUGUUUUGUUUGUUCUGCUAAGUUACAUACAAUCUCUUAUGCAUUGACCUGGGACUCACAAACAGGUUUGGAGGGGGCGUAGAGCUAAGAGUGGCCACAGCUGAGGUGUGGCUUCCUCAAUUCAGACCUCUGAUUGCUGCCUGAGUACACAGAUGUGCCCUGAUUCUGGCCUAUUGGCCAAGAGUACUGUGCCUAAUCAAGUCUAAUAGGUUUAUCUCCCCACACAAGCUAAAAAUGUUCAUAGCAAGAUGAAUUGUAGACUAGUAACAUUUGAUGCUUUUAAAUGUUUGCUUCUUUUUAAACAAAAACUAAAAUCAGAAAUGAAUUUUGAGGUGGAAUUUUAAAUAAAAAAUGUUGUUUGAGUUCGGUGUGUAAGCUGUUUUAUGAUGAGACCACAAAAUAAAACUUAAAAUCAUUGGAGUGUGCCUAAACACAAGACACACAACACAGUUAAUAUGUAAAGAUACUAAAUUGUGUUACCUGGAGCAUGAACAUAUAUUUAGAUCCAAAACACAAUGAUAAAUAUAUGGUUAAUUCAAAAGUAAAAAUUGUGUUUUAAAGCUGGCUGUCAGAAAGGACUAAAGCAAUUGAGUAUUUUUUGGUGUGAUUUUACCUUAAUUUUUUAUAAGUUAUUCACCAUUUUUUGAAGAGCUGCAGCACUCCAAUUUGUAGAAUGUUCUCAUUUUGCAGGGUAAUUUAAGAAUUGGAAUGUAUUAGAAAGGCAGUUUGCUUUAGAAAACUAAAUCACAUUAAACAUCAUAUUCACAAAUUAAAUUAAAAGACAAUUUCUUUAACAGUAUUUUCCAAACAUUUUUUAGCAGUAGAAUCUUUUCGUAAGUGAAAUUUUAUACGUAACUCAAAUACAUAAAGCCUGAAAAGUCCAAUUUAUCAGGAUAAAUGUAUUUUGAGUUCACAUUUGUGUUUACUUAGCUGAGUCCAUUAUUAAGAAUAAGAUUUCUGAAUAACACAAAUGUGAAGUUGGGGUUAUAGAUAGUUGAUGAAAACUCAGUAAUUUAUUUCUGUACCAUGUUUUAUUUGCAUAAUAUCAAGAAAAUUUUGAUUCACACAGAUACAAGUAAGUGCCAAUAGUAACAGGUUUUAAACACCUGGGAGAUUUUUUAAUUAAAUAUAGAUAGAUGAAAUUAAAUUCCAGGGUCUAUAAAAAAAUUAAAAAAAUAAAUUAUCCUAGUAAUGGAAGACAAUUCAUCAGUAGUCGCCAGUAAGGUAAAAGAGAGAUAUAUAACACUUUAGAACAUGCAUUUUAUUAGGUUUUUAAAAUAUACACUUAUAAAAACAAAAUUUGAAUCAAAUCCUUUUAAUAUAUCCUUAAUUCACCUCUACGAAGCUAGGUUUCAGUAGGGCAAGGGUUGAAAACCACUGGUUAACCAUGUGACAGUAUGAUGUUCCAGAUGAGAAGUCUUUUUUCCCACAUGUUUGAUGUUCUCUAACUUUUAUACCUUAUUUAGAAAAACUGUAAAAUUUUAUGAAGGUUUGAAUACCAAAACAUAGUUCUGCUUUCAAAAUUCAAACUUGAAAAGUUUAAGCUAUUUCAACCCCUAGAAGAUAUCACUUAGUAAGCUAUUAAAGAUGUUUUUAAUGUGUUCUCUAGUUCAUAAGUUUUUAUCUUUAUCAAUACAAUAUAAGCUACUGUGGGCAUUUUAGAGAAUCCCAUAAAGGUACUAUGAGUGUGUGUAUAUACCACACACACACACAUAAUACAUACAUAUAUAUAUAUAUAUAUAUAUAUAUAUAUAUAUAUAUAUAUAUAUAUAACAUUAUUAAUCAUGGACUUUUGAUAGGGAAAUACUUCUAUACUUGUACAUUUAGUUUAUGUUAUAAUUUCUACUGGAUUCUUUUUUAUUUAAUUAGUAGGGGUCACAAUCUUCUUAUUCAUAAAUGUAUUUAAACUGGAAAUUUUUCUUGAACACCAGGGAUUGUUUCACUUUUUCUACUAAGGGGAAGUUGCUUUCUCUCUUUAGAGAAAAUAGUAUUUGUAGUAUUUUACUAAAAUGUUAACUACUUGUGCAUGUACAUUAUACAAGUAGACACUGACCAGAAUUCUUGGGUAUUCCCAAACACUCUUAGUGCCUUUUUAUUUUGGCCCAUUGAAAGUGUGGGUAUUAGUAUUCAGAAUGAAUAUAAAGCCUUUACAAAUUUGGAAACGAAGUGGGUUCAUCCUUCUUUUCCUAUCUUCGGGUCAUAUUUGCAAUCGACAGACAUUGUACAUAUGACCAAAUCAUGUGGAGACAGAGAGAGGCAUAGAUCCAUGAUAGUUACUGUCAGUAAACAUGUUAUGUAAAUUUGUAUAUAGUUUUUAAAACUGACAACUAUGCGAUGAAAAACCAUGGUGUAAAUGAAUAUUGUAGACAUCAUGGACUUGAUGAGAAAUCACGUGUCAUGGUUGUUGAGAUCGUUUUUUUUUUUUAGUCUGUCUAAAUAUGUUUAUAUAUUACUGCAGUUUGAAAUAACUUAGUUUGUCUUCUAUUCCAUAUCUUUAGGUUCAGUGUAGUCUCUAUCAUGAGUUUCAGCAAACUGCUUAGUCAUGAGAUAUACAUAGUUUGUGCUUCCUUUAGGUAAAAGACAUAUGGUUUUGUAAGAAAUCUUGUAACCUAAAUUGUUGUUUAUAAACACUAAAUUUCAACAGCAAAACCUUAUGUAUAAAAUUAUUUCUCCCUCUCGCACAUCUUUUUUGUAAAGAUCCAGUUGUAGAUGUUUUCUGCUGCCAAAUAAAACUUUUCAAACA